UCUAUCCCUCUCUCUCCCUCCUGCCUCCUAUCUGCCUGUCAGUGUCCCCGGAAUACCGCACUCUCCAGUAUCCGCACUGUGCAUCGGGACGCUGUGUUGGGUGUGAUGUGGAGCUCGGUCCUGGCGUGAGGAGGGGGCUGUGCGUGUGUGUGUGUGUGUGUGUUGCUCUAUGGCAGUGAGCGGCAGUGGCUGAAGCGGUCACUAUGGUGCCUGUGGCGGGGCUGCUCUGGGCCAUGUUGGGCUGUUUCUCCCGCCUGGAGCUGGUGCUGAGCUGCCCGGGGACCUGUAAGUGCAGAGCCACUCAGAUCCACUGCGACCAACCGGACAACGUAACCAUCUUCCCGGUGCUGGACCUGCAGGAGAUGGAGAACGUUCGUCAAAUAUACAUUGAGAACCAGAAGAGCCUGCAGACUUUAAAUGCUUUUGACAUGGAACCUUACAUUGGACUUGAGAAUCUGACAAUCAUAAAUUCAGGACUUCGGUCGAUCUCUCCAAGAGCAUUUGCCAAAAAUCCUCACCUUCACUACAUCAACUUGUCGGGCAAUCGGCUCAGCACCCUAUCAUGGCAACCGUUCCGCACACUGAGGCUCUCUCACCUGAUCCUGGUUGGAAAUUUGUUCAACUGCAGCUGUGAGAUUCGCUGGAUCCAGCUGUGGCAGCAGAGCAGUGAGGCCAGACUGGCCCAGCAACCACUGUACUGUAAGACUGACAACAGCAUGAUCCUUCUCUCCAACAUCAACAUCACCCAGUGUGAAUUGCCGGAGAUUAGUGUGAGUCACAAUAACCUGGUGGUGAAGGCUGGAGAGGAUGUUGUGGUGACAUGUAAUGGAUCUGGAUCACCACUCCCCGAUGUGGAUUGGAAUGUCACUCAUGUGCGCUCCAUUGGCAUUCAUCAGACUAACAGUAACCUGACGACUGUGUCCACAGUAAACCUGACCCUGUUUAAUGUUGAUCAGGAGGAUAAUGGGAAGCUGCUGAUGUGUACAGCAGAGAAUAUGGUGGGAAUGACUAACGCCUCGGUGCUGCUCAAUGUUUACUAUCCUCCUGACAUUAAAGAGUUAACAGAGCCUGAGCAACGACAUAUGCAUUGCAUUGAGUUUACAGUCUAUGGUAACCCUCUGCCCACCAUCCACUGGCAGUAUCAGGGCCAGAGGCUCCAGGAGUCAACGUUCAUCUACACUAUGGUUUAUGAAGAGGCUAGUGACUGGCUGUAUGGCUGUUUGCUGUUUGACAGACCCACGCAUGUCAACAAUGGGAACUACACGCUCUUCGCAGAGAACGAUAUGGGCACUGAUACAGAGACCGUCUACGCACACUUUCUUGGGAGUCCAUUUCCAGGUAAAGAGCCUUCAUUUCUUGUAUUCUGUGAAGUGACCACAGUGCCUCCUGUCAGUGUGACACACAAACCCGAGGGCGACACAUUUGGCGUCUCCAUUGCUGUUGGACUAGCAGCGUUUGCUUGUGUUCUCCUGCUUGUACUGUUCAUCUUGAUUAACAAAUAUGGACGUCGUUCUAAAUUUGGAAUGAAAGGUCCUGUGGCAGUGAUUAGUGGUGAAGAGGAUUCUGCAAGUCCACUGCAUCACAUCAAUCAUGGAAUAAUCACCCCCUCAUCAAUCGAUGCUGGACCAGAUGCUGUGAUUAUUGGAAUGACCAGGAUUCCUGUCAUUGAAAAUCCUCAGUAUUUCCGUCAGACUCACCACCUUGGGAAGCACCUAGACACAUGCGUGCAGCACGUCAAGAGGAGAGACAUUGUCCUGAAGCGGGAGCUAGGGGAAGGAGCUUUUGGCAAAGUGUUUCUGGCUGAAUGUUACAACCUGAGCCCCACCAAGGACAAGAUUCUGGUGGCUGUUAAGACCCUGAAGGAAGGCACGGUUUCUGCGAGGAAGGAUUUCCAGCGAGAAGCACACCUCCUGACUAAUCUGCAACACGAGCACAUUGUGACCUUCUAUGGGGUGUGUGUGGAUGGUGACCCCCUCAUCAUGGUCUUUGAGUACAUGAAGAAUGGAGACUUGAAUAAGUUUCUCAGGGCUCGAGGUCCUGAUGCGAUGAUCCUGGUGGACGGACACCCAAGGCUGAAAGGGGAGUUAUCCAUCUCCCAGAUGUUGUAUAUUGCAACACAAAUUGCUUCUGGAAUGGUGUACCUGGCCUCCCAGCACUUUGUGCACAGGGAUCUGGCAACCCGCAACUGCCUGGUCGGAGGAAACAUGCUGGUUAAAAUUGGGGACUUUGGAAUGUCAAGAGAUGUCUACAGCACAGAUUAUUACAGGGUGGGGGGUCACACUAUGCUCCCAAUCCGCUGGAUGCCCUCGGAGAGUAUAAUGUACCGUAAGUUCACCACAGAGAGCGAUGUCUGGAGUUAUGGAGUGAUUCUGUGGGAGAUCUUCACCUACGGCAAGCAGCCCUGGUUUCAACUGGCAAAUAAUGAGGUGAUUGACUGCAUCACUCAAGGGCGAGUGCUGGAGAGACCACGGAUUUGUCCCAAGGAGCUGUAUGAUAUCAUGUUGGGUUGCUGGCAGAGGGAGCCCCAGCAGAGACUCAGCAUCAAAGAAAUCCACCGGAUGCUUCAAACACUGGGCAAGACCUCCCCAAUCUACCUGGAUAUCCUUGGCUAAUGACAGGCGGCAUGAGCCCCUUCUGAAUGUACUUUAUCUCAACAGUAAAUGCUACUCCUUCAAUUUGGAAAAAAGAAACUGAAGUGCCUGCAAUGUAUUAACAUGUACAGUUGUUCUUAAGGAAGAUUGGCUGGUCCUACACACAAAAUAGAACAGGCAUGUGUUCCGCACUGAGCAGACCUCUCCAUAUGGUAACAUCUUGUUGCUCCAUUAAAGCCCUAAUGAAAAUACAGGAAGUUCUUUUGCUUGAGAAUGCUUAUUAACUCCUGAGCCCAGUAAACGAGAAUUCACCUGGAGGAUUGGAAGACUUAUUCCAGCAUUUUGUCAGACUGUUGAGAAGUUUUUAAUUUGAUGGAC
Callorhinchus milii (elephant shark) is the source of this 2969-nucleotide messenger RNA. RefSeq names its product neurotrophic tyrosine kinase, receptor, type 3a (gene ntrk3a). NCBI's taxonomy places the organism in Eukaryota, Metazoa, Chordata, Chondrichthyes, Chimaeriformes, Callorhinchidae. The record is from RefSeq and is a predicted model, not a curated record. Bases 204 to 2612 code for a protein of 802 amino acids. Gene Ontology annotation, cellular component: plasma membrane; signaling receptor complex; axon. The transcript is spliced from 17 exons. Gene Ontology annotation, biological process: regulation of phosphatidylinositol 3-kinase/protein kinase B signal transduction; cell surface receptor protein tyrosine kinase signaling pathway; protein phosphorylation. Gene Ontology annotation, molecular function: ATP binding; transmembrane receptor protein tyrosine kinase activity; neurotrophin receptor activity.